Molecule: messenger RNA, 693 nt
Organism: Mesocricetus auratus (golden hamster)
Lineage: Eukaryota; Metazoa; Chordata; Mammalia; Rodentia; Cricetidae
Gene: Cisd3
Product: CDGSH iron sulfur domain 3
Exons: 4
Coding region: 30-509 (159 amino acids)
Cellular component (GO): intracellular membrane-bounded organelle
Molecular function (GO): 2 iron, 2 sulfur cluster binding
Source: RefSeq, a predicted model, not a curated record
GCGGAGAGGGUGGCGACCCGGACGCUGCGAUGCGCAGAGCGGCGAUGAGCGGCGUGGGGACGAGCCUGCACACUGUGGUCAUGCGCGGCGCCUCGAUGGGUUUCCGGCGUCCUCCCUUCUCCCCUGUUUUUGUUUUUCUGUUUCCAAAUCACAUCUGCCUGCCUGCCUUCUUGAAGCCUUGCCAGAGGCGGGAAAUCUCUUCUUGGCUGGCCCGAUGGUUCCCCAAAGACCCAGCCAAACCCGUGGUGGCCCAGAAAACGCCCAUCAAGUUGGAGCUUGUUGCCGGGAAAACCUACAGAUGGUGUGUGUGUGGCCGAAGCAAGAAGCAACCCUUCUGUGAUGGCUCCCACUUCUUCCAGCGCACUGGCCUCUCCCCACUCAAGUUCAAGGCCCAAGAGAGCCGCACGGUGUCUCUCUGUACCUGCAAGGCCACCCAGCGUCCUCCUUACUGUGACGGCACCCACAAGAGCGAGCAGGUUCAGAAAGCAGAAGUGGGCUCCCCACUGUGAGGGGUACAGUGGCUCCCGGCCUUCUGCAGGCUUCCCCUCUAUGAAGGCAGCAGUGCUGAAGGGGACAUCCAAGGACCAAGACUGCUUGUUAGCAACUGUUCCUGAAAAACCUGUCACCUGUUGUGCAGGAGAGCAGGCCCCUGGUUCAAUACCUGGUAAAGCUGUCAUUAAACAAUGGAGCCCA